Molecule: messenger RNA, 1035 nt
Organism: Volvox carteri f. nagariensis
Lineage: Eukaryota; Viridiplantae; Chlorophyta; Chlorophyceae; Chlamydomonadales; Volvocaceae
Gene: vmp33
Product: metalloproteinase, extracellular matrix glycoprotein VMP33
Exons: 6
Source: RefSeq, a predicted model, not a curated record
CAGUGGGCUAUCCGCCAGGGCGAUGGCUCGGUGACACCCAUGGCGCUAGGAUAUGAGCCCCCCAGUACGGAUGACCUUGGCCAGGAUUCCAGCACAACCGUCCUGUCAGCACAGCCCAUGUUCUUACCGGACGCCACUGAUCAGAAGUACCAGCAGCGGCUGCUCGUCAUCAUCAUGGACUACUCUGCAUGCGGCCUACCGGCCUCACUUACCGAAGCCGCCGCACGGACUGUAUUCCUAGGGGCCAACGGGGACGGCAGAGGCGGAGCCGCACAGAAAUACGAGCAGUGCUCGUACGGCAAGCUUCUAUUGAACGCCACGGCAUUCACGGCAGUAACUGUGAAUGUCAGCAGCUGCCCGCCGUUCACUCACUAUACGUACAUUCUCCCGCCGGGAUUGAAGUGCCCAGCCUCAGCUGGGACUGUGGGGCCGGGUGCACAACAUACUUGGCUGCAAACAUCGGCGUAUGGCGUGGGGAGAUGGGCGUCUAUUCUGAGCGCGACCCUGCAUAACUACGGUGGGCUGAUGGACUCCUACAAUAUAUUAUCGAGUUAUUUGGACUUAUCAAGUCCCACGGGUGCCGGAGACGUCUGCCCCAACGCCGCCGAGCUGGCCUACCUGGGCUGGGCCACGCCAGCGCAAGGGGCCAACCAGGUUGACUCCAGGGCGCUGCCUGUUGGUGCCGCCCUCAGCUUCAAUCUUCCCGCCACGUACCUGACCCCCAAUGGAACCUACAUCAGGGUUGUUCCCGACUGGCUGCCCACGUACAGCAACAUCACCCUGGCCAAGAACCUGUACAUUGCCGUACGUGUGAACAAGGGCGGUGACGCGCUAUUGUGGCCGGGGUUGGCAAAUAAAGUGCACGUCCACGAAGUCAGCGCGUCCUUGCGCGGCACUUACUUGAUCGGUGCCACCAUGUCCCUAAGCCAAGUGGUGUUGUCCAACUACAACCUUGUCGUGUACGGCGGAUCUUGGAUCGGUACAGACAUCCUCCGAGUGCACAUCUGCCGCUACAGAUCUGCCCCCCAAGAAUGC